This is a messenger RNA of Tigriopus californicus, 3177 nucleotides long. RefSeq lists its product as uncharacterized. Bases 1 to 3177 code for a protein of 1058 amino acids. The record is from RefSeq and is a predicted model, not a curated record. The transcript has a single exon. NCBI's taxonomy places the organism in Eukaryota, Metazoa, Arthropoda, Copepoda, Harpacticoida, Harpacticidae.
AUGACGGAAAUGCUGGAUAUGAAGUUGCAAAUGUUGAAGUCUAAAAACUCGCUUAAAACAGGAAGAAGCCACGAAGUCUCCAAUAUAACAGAAGAUGAACAAGACCACCAAAUGAAAACUCAAGGGAGGGCCCAAUUCCAGGACAUUGAUUCGCCCAGUCCAACGCCUGUGUCCAUAUGGGAAACCAUUCAAAACCUUGCUUAUCCCAACAGUCCCAACAGCCUUGCCUCAAAAGAAAUGGUAAAGAAACCUCCCACUCAACUUGUGGACUCGCCCCUCAAGACAGAGUCUUGGCUAGGAGACAGAGGCCCCUCGGUUCCAGGGCAUUUAGGAGCGCAAGCCACUUACAAGUUGCCCACGUUGGAGGUGCCAACCUUCUCAGGAGAGAGCUCCAAGCAGUUCUUUAAAUGGUGGCCAUCCUUUCGGGACGUCUAUCAGCAAAAUCCAGGCCUGGAUUCAGCCAGUAAGCUCGCCUAUUUGAAGCGCCACUUGAAAGGACACGCCCUCCAAGUAGCAUCGUCCCACAGCACCUAUGACGACGCAAUUGGAAACCUUCAUCAGAUUUAUGGAAAGGAACGGGACUUGUUCAGUGAAAUGACGAUGGAGUUGGACCAAUUGAAAGAGAAAAACGUCAACCUGUUGGAUUUAUUAUUGGCGGUUAAUAGUUAUGUAGCGUUGUUCAAGUUAAUCGACCAAGAUUCACGGCAACUAGCUGCCCUCUUAAUCCAACCCAUCGAGCACAAGCUACCAAUGGAAGUUCUGCUUCAGUGGAGGGUAAGAGUUCAGACAAUGGACAAGUGCGGAGAACCUGUCCUAAUUAGCGACUUUUCUCAGUUCCUGAUUGACUCCAUAAACCUGUAUGAUUCCCCAUUGGUACAAGCGCGAACCACCCAACAGAAAAAGGAAAGGAAAUCUGAGAAAUUGGCGGCUCCACAGCAAGCAAGAAGAUCUCUGCCCGCAGAACCCAAGUCCACCUUGAUGUUCAAUGCAGUGGGCUCCAUGCAGUACAAAAAGUGCCCAUUUUGUCAAGGAAAGCCUCAUGUGGAAGUUCGAAAAUGUAGAAAAGUGAACGCCUUUCCACCAGGAACAAUCAAACAAUUGGCUCAGACUAACCAUCUGUGCUACAUGUGCCUGACACACCACGGGCGCAAGAACUGCAGUACUCCACGAUGCAAGAAGUGCAAUGGAGCACACCAUGCUCUACUUCAUAUGGACUAUUAUGACUGCAAGGAAAACGUCCAUCCUGGGAACCAAAGGGCCGCCAGAAGGACACCUGUCCACUCCAUUAGACCACGAGAGAACCCAUGGAAUUCCGAAAACCAGAAAAGCCAACAACAGCGGCCCCCAAGUCAGGAAGACAGAGCUGCUAAGAGAGACCCCACCCCUGAGACGCGUUUGGCGUUAACCAGCCUAGCCCCAAAAGCAAUGGAAUCCGUCCUGCCAGUACUUGAACUCAAAAUAAAGGGCCCAGAUGGACACUCCAUGGGAAUCUAUGCAUUGUUAGACUCUGGAUGCACCACCUCCUUCAUCAAAAGAUCGCUGGCCUCGGCGUUGGGUCUACGAGGUUCCUCGGUUAGUCUUCAGAUACAAACCCUAGGGAACAACCUCACCGUAGAAAAAAACCACAAGUUGGUCAACUUCACAAUUGAAAAUGCAACUGUUUCUUUAAGCAUGACAGCCGCCACUAUCAAAACCAUCUGCUCAGAUAUCCGAACCAUCAACUACACCACUGAGGAAAGCAUAAAUAUGGCGUGCCCAAGGAAGACAGGAAAAGUGCCCAUUAGUCUCCUUAUUGGCGUGGACUAUCUUGGAGAAAUAUACGGUACCCACAGAACGUCGACAAAAAACUGGGGAUUGAGCCUAAUCUCUACCAAAUUUGGCCACUGCCUAAUGGGCUCAACAUCAAAACACUCACCCCCCCAUAGAGGUAACCAGUCAACCGCAAUGCAGACAGUGACCGUGAUGAUGGGAAAAACCUCAAUUGAACAGGACCUAGAAAAGCUGUGGACUCUUGAAGCAAUGGGCAUACUAGAUCAAGAGGAAGAGAAGUGGACAGCCAGCGAACUCCAAGCGGUUCAACACUUCCAGCAAAACACAAAGUUGGAAGGGAAACGAUAUGAGGUGUCUCUACCGUUUUCAGAGCCAACUCCACCAAUUGAGAACAACUUCAUCCAAGCUCUGAAUUGCUUGGAGGCAUUGGAACGUAGGUGGUCAAGGGACGCAGAGUUUGCCGCCGCGUACAAAAACGCCAUGGAGGAAUACUUUGAGCGGGGCUAUGCUCAUGUCUUAGCUAAUGACGAAUUGGAAAAAAACCAAGGGGUGUUCUAUCUACCACAUUCGGCAGUAAAGAGAGAGGAAUCUACCUCAACAAAAAUGAGAAUUGUGUUUAACGCGUCAGCUGUAUACAAGGGAUCCUCCCUUAAUCAGUUCACCUUAACAGGGCCGAAACUGCAAAAAGACAUCUUAGACAUCUUGUUGAAAAUGCGAACCAAGCGAAUCGUGGUGGCAGGCGACAUUUCAAAAAUGUUUCUGCAAAUCAAAAUAACUGACAACGAUCGAAACUACGUUCGGUUCCUGUGGAGAGACCAAAGGACAGAACGAUUAACAGUUUGCCAGUUCUCCAGUCUGGUGUUUGGGCUGUCGUGUUCCCCAUUCCUGGCAAACGCCGUCAUUCAAGACUUGGCCAACAGAAACGCCCAAGUGAAUCCCAUGGCCAGUUAUACCUUGAAAAACGACAUCUAUGUCGACGACGUGUUCAUCUAUGCCGACACGGCAGAUGAGGCCCUGGAGAAUCUGAGACAGGUCACCAAUACCUUGGAACAAGGCAGUUUCAAACUCACUAAAUUCUUUUCCAACAGCCCAAUUGUUUGUAAGGCCAUUCCCUCUGAAGAACUGAAUCCAAAAGCACUAUUGCAUCUCAAACCACAUGAGCAGAAAGGAAAAGCUUUGGGAGUUGCGUUCCACACCAAUACAGAUGAGCUGGUGUUCCAAGUGCAUGCCUUAACCAACCAAUGGAAAUCCACUCCCAUAGAAACCAAGCGCUCCGUAUUGUCAAAACUAGCCGGCAUUUUUGACCCCCUAGGGUUAGUGGCCCCCCAAACAAUACGUCUCAAAAUUUGCAUGCAAAACAUAUGGAAACGGGGCAACAUCAAUUGGAAUGACACCCUCCCAACGUAA